Danaus plexippus (monarch butterfly) is the source of this 1323-nucleotide messenger RNA. Its product is annotated as gastrula zinc finger protein XlCGF17.1-like. Lineage: Eukaryota; Metazoa; Arthropoda; Insecta; Lepidoptera; Nymphalidae. Gene Ontology annotation, molecular function: RNA polymerase II cis-regulatory region sequence-specific DNA binding; DNA-binding transcription factor activity, RNA polymerase II-specific. Gene Ontology annotation, biological process: regulation of DNA-templated transcription. Bases 250 to 1254 code for a protein of 334 amino acids. The transcript has a single exon. The record is from RefSeq and is a predicted model, not a curated record.
GUCAUUAGCAUUUAGCUGUAGAGAAAAAAAACCAACGCGCUUCGCUUCUCUUUUGGAAUUUAUGGUACUGUAACAAGGCUCCCUUUUGUGUUUCACAUCGGAAAACUUUAAAAUUUUCGGAUACAAUCAUGUCAACAAUGCGCUAAUUGCUUUAAUAAUAGCAAUAACACCUGAUUAAAGUUAUUUUAUGUGAAGAACAGUUCUUUAACGGAUCAAUAUCCAAGUCUAUAAAAUGUCUCCAUAGCGUCAAUGCAAAUGGAGACAAAGUCUGUCGUAGGAAUUAAUGACCAUUGGAUGAAAAGUAUGAUGGAGCCGGCCGGCAGCGACAAACAAAUACAGAACGACAAUAGAAAUUCUGUGAAGCGCGAAAAAAUGGCAGAAGCUUACAACGGUCAAGACAACAAUAUAACGUACGAGUUAAAACAACAACAAGGCGAAGGGAGGUAUCGUUGUGACGUGUGUGACCUCACCUUUGAGGGUAUGGAGUUCUUAAUGUUGCAUAAAAAAUUUCACGGAAACGACAAAGACGCGCCGGUGAUGGAACCCGAGCCGGUAGUCGUUAAAGAGGGCCCGAAGAAGCGGAGGAAGUUCAAAUGCGAUCAGUGUGACGUCAAGGUCAACUCACAAUACCAUCUCGACAUACACCACAGCAAGCACGAAGGUAACGCCUCCAAGAAAUAUAUAUGCCAAGUCUGUGACCGGAGCUUCGUUGCGGCCCAGUUCCUGAAGAGCCACAUGCAAUCCCACUCGCUAACAAGCACGAUAAACUGCGAAAUAUGUAACAAGAGCUUCACCGGACAAGCAUAUCUCAAACUGCAUAUGCAACUACACAAUGACAUCAAGAAAUUUAAAUGUUCGAAAUGCGACGAAAUGUUCCCAACCAAGAACUGCCUUAAAAUCCAUAUGAAAAAGCAUACAAAGGUCAAAAAUUUCAAAUGCGACUGCUGCCAUAAGCUGUUUGUAUCAAAGAUUACUAUGGAGAAGCAUCGUCAGAGCCACGAGGGGCAACCCAUGGACUGUCAUGUGAAAUGUACUCAAUGCGACAGGACUAUGCAUUCAUCGUUACUAAGAACCCAUAUCGCUAGAGCUCAUCCGUCAAGCCACGACGAUGAUGUCAAGAGACCAUACAAGUGCUCGACCUGCGGCAAGAGUUUUAUCGUAAAAAUUAAUCUAAAUCUACACAUACGGAUGUGUCAUCCCGACCUCGCCGAGCCAGAGGAUGAGGACGAUGAUGUCAUGACAGACAAUUCCUAACUAUAAGAUUAGUUAAUCAACUAUGAUGUAUUAUUAACGAAUAAUUAUACUUUUUUAUUCUAACAAUAA